AUGUAUAAGCUAUGUUUUACUGCCAUAGAUCCAUGGUCAUUGAGUCGAACAAUGCAGAUCAUUAUUCAAGAUGACAUUUACAAAGACGUGAUUAGAUGGCGUUCAUUGCCGAAAUCUUAUUUACCGAAAUUUGGGCUUGAUAAGGACAGUAGCAUAUAUAAAGAUUGUGGUCCAAAUUCCUUUAUCCUAAUGGUCGAACCAGAUGACAGUAUAGCUGCAGUGAAAGCGUACAUUCAAGAGGAAAAGGGGAUUUCUUUUAAGAAACAGAAGCUGCUGAAUGAGGAGGGUGUAGUCCUGAGAGAUGCGCAAACUCUUGUUUCCUUGGGAAUCAAGAAAGGAUCUACCUUAAUCCUUCAUUAUGCAUUAGUAACACAACUCGUUAUGACACUUAAACAUACUGGUCGCAAAAUUAGUGUACUGGUUGAGCCUGAUGACACAAUUGGAGAUAUUAAGGCCAAACUGCAAGAAAAGGAAGGGAUGCGAUUUCAUCAACAAAGCUUACUCUACCAAGGACAAGAUAUGCCCGAUGAUGAGCGCCUCAUUAACCUUGAUUUGUAG
This is a messenger RNA of Nicotiana tabacum (common tobacco), 558 nucleotides long. The record is from RefSeq and is a predicted model, not a curated record. Lineage: Eukaryota; Viridiplantae; Streptophyta; Magnoliopsida; Solanales; Solanaceae.